Rotaria sp. Silwood2 is the source of this 685-nucleotide messenger RNA. NCBI's taxonomy places the organism in Eukaryota, Metazoa, Rotifera, Eurotatoria, Philodinida, Philodinidae. The record is from the annotation of a GenBank genome assembly.
UCGUAUGAAAGAAACGAUUGUAUCCGAAUCAACUGGACAACAACCGAUAGUAUUUUCUAAUGUAAAUCGUUUAAUUGUUGAUUAUCAACGACCAAUAAACAAUGAACUUCGAAAUCGUUUUACUAACAUUGAAGAAUUAAUUCUUGAAGAUGGUGAAAAAAGUUUUGAUAUGCUAAUCAAUGAUAUUGUUCCAUAUAUUGAUAUGUCGUUUAUUAAUUCAUUUGCUAUCAAUCAAUGUUUUUCAGAAUUUGAUGAAGAUAAUUUCGUUCAAUUUAUAAUGAAUAUACCUCAUUUGCGUUCUAUUACUAUUCCAAUUGAUCUUCUCAGAUUAUCGUUGAACAAUUGUUGGCGAAAUAUUAAACGAUUAAAAAUAUUGCCAAGGCGUCAGAUGUGGUCUGCUAGAUUUAUGGAAAAAGGCUUAACAUCGAAUGAAGUAGAUAUGUUAUGCUCUUCGUUUCGUUCUAUGGAACAAAUUAGUUUUCAUGUUGAUACGAUGCCAUAUUUACGUGAAUUUUUAACAAAAAUGCCAAAGACAUUAUCAACUAUAGUUAUUGAACAUUUGAUUAAUGGUCUAUCUACUGACAUUACAGCUUCUACAACUUAUAAAUGUAUCCGAAGCUUUGCAUGCUCACAUCGAAUUUUUUACAAAUUUCAUGAAAAUGACCUUGCAAUUGUGUGGAUCUAG